GGCCACAGGAACACUGGGGCUGGAAUCCAAAAGCCACUGAGCUCAGUAAACCCACUGGGCACAGCAGAGGCAGAAGGGGUGAUGAGUGAGAGGCAAGUGGUGGUGGAUGCACCCACUGGUGCUAGCCCCAGCAUGUCCCUCCCAAGGCGCAGGGCAUCUUUCAGGGGAGCUCAGUCAUCUUCUCUCCUGGAGAGCAACCCGGGCUCUAGGACCAAUGUCGGGGAUGGCCUGGCCCAAUCACCUGUGAUCUAUAUAGGGCCAACACCAGCAGGAGGCAUAGGUGGCCAGGGUGCCCGUGUGACCUGCCGGGCCCUGGGCAUCAGCAGUAUCUUCUUGCAGGGCCUGCAGAGCUCAGGCCUGGCCACUGCACCUGCUCCAGGCCUGGAAGGGGACCAUGGUGCUGCUGAGGACUUGAGGGGCUGCCUGGUGGAAUACACAGCCAAGGUGCGUACCCUGGAGCAGGUCAGCCGGGAGCUAGAAACGCAACUGCGGAUGCACCUGGAGAGCAAGGCCACUGGCUCCCGAAGCUGGGGUGCCCUCAGGGCAGCCUGGACCAGCAGCUGCCAGCAGGUGGGUGAUGCUCUGUUGGAAAAUGCCCAGCUCAUGCUGCAGAAGGAGAAUAUCCAGGCGGGCGCAGACAACUUUAAAGAGAGAUAUGAAAAUGAGCAGCCAUUUCGAAAGGCAGCUGAAGAGGAAAUUAACUCUCUGUAUAAAGUCAUUGAUGAAGCUAAUUUGACAAAAAUGGAUCUGGAGAGUCAAAUAGAAAGCCUAAAUGAAGAGCUUGACUUUCUGUCAAGAAACUAUGAAGAGGAUGUGAAGGUGCUGUACAAACAGUUGGCAGGAUCUGAGCUGGAACAAGUGGAUGUUCCCAUUGGCACUGGCCUGGAUGACAUCCUUGAGACCAUCAGAAUUUGCUGGGAGAGAGAUGUUGAAAAGAACCGGGUGGAAGCAAGAGCGUUGCUCCAAGCCAAGCAACAGGCAGGGGUGGCCCGCGUGGCCCAGACUCAGGAAGAGAAGCUGGCCACUGCCCUCAGAGUGGAGUUACACAACAUUUCGUGCCAAGUCCAGAGCCUCCAGGCAGAGACGGAAUCCUUACAGGCCCUGAAACGAGGCCUGGAGAACACCCUGCAUGAUGCGAAGCACUGGCAUGACAUGGAGCUCCAGAACCUGGGCACCGUGGUGAGCAGGCUGGAGGCAGAGCUCAGGGAGAUCCAUGAGGAGGCAGAGCAGCAGUGGAAGGAGCAGGAGCACCUGCUGGCGCACACAAGCCAGCUGCAGAAGGAUGUGGCGUCCUACCAUGCCCUGCUGGACAGGGAGGAGGGCCGGUAG
Messenger RNA from Orycteropus afer afer, 1329 nucleotides. RefSeq names its product beaded filament structural protein 2 (gene BFSP2). Gene Ontology annotation, cellular component: intermediate filament. Gene Ontology annotation, molecular function: structural molecule activity. The record is from RefSeq and is a predicted model, not a curated record. Gene Ontology annotation, biological process: intermediate filament organization. Lineage: Eukaryota; Metazoa; Chordata; Mammalia; Tubulidentata; Orycteropodidae.